Chara braunii is the source of this 1215-nucleotide messenger RNA. Lineage: Eukaryota; Viridiplantae; Streptophyta; Charophyceae; Charales; Characeae. The record is from the annotation of a GenBank genome assembly.
GCUUAGGACGCAACUAACUAGCCAGGCCGCUACUGUUCAGGACACUUUGCUCGACCUGAAGCGACAACUUCAGGACAUGGCGGCGAGGUUAGAGCGAGUGACAUCUACUAUGGUGGUGGAUUGGACUGAGAGUUGCCACUAUGGUAUCCAGGGAGAGGCAGUACGAGGUCUAUUUGGAUAUCAGCCUGCAACAGGGUCCGCCCAAGAGCCAGCUAUUGGAAGAGUUAUUAUGGAGCCAGCAGAGGCAGAAGCCAAAAGAGAGGCGGAGAGAGAAGCCUUUGAGUUCAGGGUGCCUACCAAGUUGGCUACUCAGCGUGCACCCUCGUGCGAGCCAGUGUCAGUAUCCCUGCCGAUGCCAGCCGAGAGUGGACCGCAAGGGGCUACGAGUGAGCAUGCUCAGGGAUCAAAUGAGGGGUCCAUGGAUGUACUCUUGGAGGCACUCAGCAGUAUGCCAGAGGGAGUGAGCACACCUAUGCCUGAGGAGAGGGUAGAGACACCUCGCGAGGAGGAGACAGUGAUCACUGUGGAAGGCAUGUGCAGGGGUAAGCCACAGAGGCUGGACACACCUGAGUACAUGCCAGAGGCAGGGGGAGCACAGGGUGUGGUGGAUAUUCGGGCAUCAGAGUCAGGACCUGAGGAGCACGUAGGAGCACCCCUAUGUCAUGAGCUGGCCAGAGAGGCUACAAAAACACCCCCAUCGCCUGAUUCCCGUAGGAAGAGGAAGACGUACAAAAGGUUGAGUGAUCAGUCUUGUUUCUUUUACAAGAAGAGGGAGCAUCGGGCUCUGCAGUGCCCAAAAUUCCUCAAGGACAAGGCGGCAGGAAAGUUCACAGAGAAGGAUCGUAGAAUGUAUGAUAGGAUGGGGCAGUUGGUAGAGUGGUUCACUGAUGGGAGUAGGGCUCAGUUGUACAGCCAAAACCUGGAAGAGAUGAGUGAGUAGGACUGGUUUGCCUAUGCAUCAAUAGGAGAGUCCUCGUUGCUAGGAUAUAGUUCUGAUAAUCGGGUAGGCAUAGACUCUUCUUGUGUAUGGGGACUGAGUCGAGUGUGUAUAUACCUGAGUUAGCGGUUUGCGUUUUUGUUUUUGGUCUCUCGUACUCACACUGUUUAGUUAUGUAUAGGUAACUCUGCAACAUGAGACUGUCUUCCUUACUAUUUGGGAGUUAGGACUCAGCUGUGCGAUAUGUGGAUUAAGUUGAGGGUGUUGUGCAUUCAUGA